GAAAACGGUAAUUGGUAUCUGGCAUGUACGAAUAUCCGACCCUUAUCUAUUAACAAUUGACAGAACACCGUCCCACCCCACGAACGAGAUACAUAUUCACGACUUCGAGAUCUAACCAAUUCGAAUUCGUUACGAAGCAGGGUCUCGAUGCUAGGUUCUCGGAGUCGGCAGCGCCAUGGACGGUGAUCCAGCAGUCGAACCGGAGCUCGACUCCUUCAGCUUGACGUUUCCCUUGCCGUACCGCGUCGCCUUCAUAAUCGUACUAGCGGUCUGGGCUUGGGGCAUCAACCUGCACUACCUAUACCUAUCCGGCAUCGACGUGCCCUCGCUGAUCCGGUACCCGGGCCGGUCCUCGCCGCACCACCCGACGCACCACCUGUCCACCUACCGCCUCGCCACCGUGCUCUCCGCCGUCUUCGCCUUCGCCCUGCUCGUCUUCUGGGCCUUUACCCACCGCGACCCGGACCUGGUGCUAGCCUGGGACUGGCUCCCGCUGCUGUACCUCGCCGUGCUCAUCGGCAUCCUCGUCUUCGCGCCCUUCUUCAAGUCGCUAUCGCACGGCGGGCGCGCGCGCCUACGCGCCACGCUCCGCCGUAUUAGCGUCGGCGGGCUCGCCGAGGCCAAGGAUGGCAAGUUUGGCGAUAUUCUGCUGGCUGAUGUGCUGACGAGCUACGCCAAGGUCUUCGCGGACUUGUACGUUGCGCUAUGUAUGCUCUUCCGGAGCGAAGGCAGCGCGACUGCGCGUCCGGACCGAGGUUGCGGAGGCACUUUCAUGGUGCCGCUUGUCAUGGCGGUGCCUUCGCUUAUCCGUCUGCGCCAGUGCCUCAUCGAGUACGGCCGAGUACGGCGCGGGCGUAUCACCGAGUCCACGGGCUGGGGCGGCCAGCAUCUGGCCAACGCGCUCAAGUAUUUCACCGCGUUCCCCGUCAUCAUCUUCAGCACGUUACAGCGGAACUCUACAGGCGGGCAACCUCCGCCCAUUGGUUACUACCGGGCGUGGAUUGUAGCCUGCGUCGUCAACUCUUUGUAUAGUUUCUACUGGGACGUAGCUAAGGAUUGGGACUUAACACUAUUCGACGCAAAAGCGAGGAACGCGCCGGACUUGACGGCGUUCGGCCUACGGCGGCGUCUGCAUGUCGGGCCACCGGCGUUGUACUACGCCGUCAUUGCGAUGGAUCUGGUGCUGCGGUGCACGUGGAGUUUAAAGCUAAGCCCGCAUCUAGGUCGGAUGGCUGACUGGGAGGGAUCCAUCUUCGUGAUUGAGUUGCUCGAAGUUUUCCGUCGAUGGGUGUGGAUAUUCUUCCGUGUCGAGACCGAAUGGAUUCGUAAUACGAACGUCGCCGGUCCUGGUGUUGACGACGUCCUACUUCCAGACUACCACAAUAACAAUAUCCAAGGCCCCAGGUACCAAGAUGACGACUAGGAGUGGAGCAUCGAGCGAGGGUGGUCACGAUAGAGGAUUAGAAGAGAAGUCUAUUGAAAUAUAUUAGAAGGGGUACUACGGAGGGAUGUCUUCACGUUAUAAGAAUCAUGAGAAUAGAAUAGGGGGUGUGUAUAUCUGUUCUAUAUAUGCUCACGUGUCGGCGUCAUAAUUGCAUAGCAGGCGUUGUUUGUUAGACUAGGUACGGUCAAGCAGGCUGUUGAUUACCAGCUAAUAUAAUCUUUGGAAGCGUACCUAAAGUAUAUAUAUAGUAAACCUCCCUGGGGCUAUUAUUGACGGA
This is a messenger RNA of Daldinia vernicosa, 1721 nucleotides long. Its product is annotated as EXS-domain-containing protein. The coding region runs from base 176 to 1423 and encodes 415 amino acids. Lineage: Eukaryota; Fungi; Ascomycota; Sordariomycetes; Xylariales; Hypoxylaceae. Gene Ontology annotation, cellular component: cytoplasm; membrane. The transcript is spliced from 2 exons. The record is from RefSeq and is a predicted model, not a curated record.